AACCGUGGGUUAAAGCUCGCAGCUAUCAGUCGCGUUUUAACGUUGGUGUUGGAAGGACGUGGUGUUGGAACACUUCGGCGCAGCUCCAUGUGCUGCACACGUUUCUGAGUGCGUGUUUUCGUGAACUUUUCCCAGUUGCUGAUUUUUGGGAUUACCAUUGACUGAAGGGAUUACCAAGAUGAUGAAACACGUGCAGCUUUCUCCUUACAGGAGUAGAGCUGACACAGUGUCCCUAAGCUCAACGACAUCCUACGGAAGCCUCAGUCCUGAACCGCUAGGAAGUCGCUCUUCGAGCUACUCAUCACUCAAUGACUCUUCUUCAGGAAAUUUACAGACAACCAUAAAAGUUUAUGCCAAAUGUUUACGACCGGAUAUCGAGUACAAGACCCUCAGCAUCACUUUCCAAACGACGUGUAAAGAAGUAGUAGCGACACUUUUGGGCAAAUAUAAAAUGAAGCACCGAGACCCGAAACUUUUCUAUCUCAGUAUGGAAGUUACGGUUCGUAAAGCCGGAGUUCGAACACAUCUGGCUUUAGAUGAGGAAGCGAGACCCGCGGUGUUACAAAGUUGCCACCCAAGAGGCGAUUCGAAGUUUUCCCUCCAGACUCGACGCGGAGGCUUGGUAAAAGUCCACGAUUCGGUCCUCAACAGCAACUCGCAGUAUAAAAGUCUAUUAAUAAGCGCUAGGACAACAGUGGAUGAAUUAAUAGCCCUGCUUUUGAAUUGUUACAACAGCAAAGAACGCGUGGAGCAGUUCUCUUUGUACGAAGUCAACACUGAUAAGGAGCAACAAAGAAAAUUACAUCCGGACGAUAGGCCCCUGCAGGUGCAACAAACUUGGUUACCCUUACACAAAUGCCAUUUCCUAGUCAGAAGAAACCCCGACUAUUUACCGCUCUCGCGAAGAAAAAUUUUCUGGGUCUCUGACUUGCCGCCGUUACCUCAGUCCAGGCUUUUCCAAUCAGCCACUCAACUCACCCAAAUCUCCAAGUCACAGAACUCUCUGGUUCCGACAAACACGAAGGAAGAAACCAAGACUAAAACAGCUCAACUCAAGUCGAGCAAAGAGUACGUCAGUAGGAACAAAAACAGCGAUUUGAAAGUUUUCGGAAGCAGUUCACAAAUCGCACAAAACGGAAGCAACUCGUAUGCGGAUUAUGAGAAUUAUUUUUACAUUUGAAAUUUUUUUUGUUCCUGUGUGAGUCUAGUUGGUUUUUGGAUGUGAUAGAUGCAGCCUAAAAUUGAUUAUUUUAACCAAAGAUUUUCAGAGAGUCUCUCUUUUAAAUUUGAAUUUUGUUCGUCUUGAAGUAAUAAAUGUUUGAGUGUAAUAAUUUGUGGACUAUUUGGAGUAGUUUUAUAAUCAUACCUGAUUAGCGCACAGCGUCUAUUUAUUGUUUGAUAGAUUAAUUGUGUAAUGAGUUUUUUCCUUAUGUGUGUAGUUAAACUAAAUGUUAAUCUAUUCGUACGUCUGAUGUGUUUACCCAAAGACUAGAAUUAAAACAUAAUUUUGGAAACGUAUCUGUAUAACUAACUGUGCAAUGUGUAUAUAAAAAUACCAAAGAAUCACUGUAAA
Messenger RNA from Tribolium castaneum (red flour beetle), 1573 nucleotides. It is a transcript of the gene rau, whose product is annotated as rau. The record is from RefSeq and is a predicted model, not a curated record. The transcript has 5 exons. The coding region runs from base 179 to 1180 and encodes 333 amino acids. Lineage: Eukaryota; Metazoa; Arthropoda; Insecta; Coleoptera; Tenebrionidae. Gene Ontology annotation, biological process: positive regulation of fibroblast growth factor receptor signaling pathway; signal transduction; positive regulation of epidermal growth factor receptor signaling pathway.